AUGUUGUUAAAAAAUUUCGUAGGUGUAAUUUAUCAAAGCCCGAGAAAAGUGUGUGCCACUUCUGGACCCUGUACAUCAACCAGAACGUGUUUUGUUUUGAACGGUUCGCGAUGUUUGAUCGAACUGACCCGUUGUGGUCGCAAAUCAAAUCAGCCAAGUAGUGUUGCUUGGCCAUUGUGCCAACCGACCCGUUGCGGUCGCAAAACAAAUCAACCAAGUGGUGUUGCUUGGUGGCCAUUGUGCCAACCGACCCGUUGCGGUCGCAGUAAUGCCGCUUGGUGGCCAUUGCGUUGUGGUCUCAAAAGAAACGAACUGAGUCGUGGUGCACGUUGGCCAUUAAGCCAGUUGAAUUGUAUAACUAAUUCAGCCGUUCUGGUGACCAACAAAGUAAAACUGGCAGUAUAUCAAAAUGUCACUAUUUUAAGUGUUCGAAGUGGUACACAAAAUCCUUCCGAGUCUUUGAUAACUGGAUCUAAAAAUUGUACGGCUAUGCUUGUUAGUAUUUGCACUGCAUGUUCGGAAUACAGCCUAGAAAAUUCAAUCAAUUUUGAGAAGGGUGAACUUUUUGAAAGAAACCAUGAAUCGAAGAAGAAAAAGAGACAGGGAGCCAUCUCGGAUUCCUCUAAAAAGAAUUCUAAAGGUGCUUAA
Molecule: messenger RNA, 648 nt
Organism: Porites evermanni
Lineage: Eukaryota; Metazoa; Cnidaria; Anthozoa; Scleractinia; Poritidae
Source: the annotation of a GenBank genome assembly